Messenger RNA from Penicillium griseofulvum, 1995 nucleotides. RefSeq names its product alkaline phosphatase. Bases 1 to 1995 code for a protein of 664 amino acids. The record is from RefSeq and is a predicted model, not a curated record. Gene Ontology annotation, biological process: dephosphorylation. NCBI's taxonomy places the organism in Eukaryota, Fungi, Ascomycota, Eurotiomycetes, Eurotiales, Aspergillaceae. The transcript has 3 exons. Gene Ontology annotation, molecular function: alkaline phosphatase activity.
AUGCGCGCCUCUGCAAUCUCCGCGCUAGCAUGCUUUGUCGCGUACACGGCAGCCCAGACCUUCCAGCGGCUGGGUGGUUGCCCUGAUUUGGGAUGUAUCUUCCCGCCAGACCAGGUUGACUUCCUAGCAGGUCAGUACUUCGAUAUCCGCCUCGAAGUACACUCCCCCGUCAAUGGUUCUGAAGCUCGUAUUGGAGAGCCAGACGAGAACUUUACCUUUACCAUCGCCAAGAAGGGUCAUGGCAAGGACAAGGGCAAGGCCCCUGUCACUGCAACAGAAUACUUCAAGAUUGAUGAACCUGAGUUGGAGAAGUGGAACUUCACAUGGUUUGAAGAUCGAUUUGCCGAAGACGCAGAAACCCCUUCCCUCGUCAACGUGACCUCGAAGAUCUAUAGGCGAAUUGCCCUUUAUGAGCCCGGCGAAUACGAGGCUACUCUGACUUAUUAUGGGGAACAAAAGACAGUGGCCAACUGGUUUGUUCGUGAUCUCCCCACCAAGCGUCGCGCGAAGAACGUCGUCAUGUUCGUUGGAGACGGCAUGACAACAAACAUGAUCACUGCCGCACGUCUCAUUGCCCACCGCAGCAUCAACGGCAAAUACAUGACAAAGAUGGCAUUGGACAAGUUCCCCGUGCUGGGCCAUCAAAUGACACACUCCAUGGACUCGUUCAUUACCGAUUCAGCCAACUCCGCCACAGCACUUUACACCGGCCACAAGACUACCGUCAAUGCUUUGGGUGUCUAUGUUGACUCUUCUAAGGACGCCUUUGAUGACCCGAAGUUCGAGACAAUCGCCGAGAUCUUCCGCCGUAAGAACCCAGAGGCCGGUGUUGGUAUUGUGUCUACUGCGUUCUUGGCAGAUGCUACCCCUGCUGGGUUGUCUGCUCACACCAGCGACCGUGGCGAAUACGACCAUGUCAUCGGCUCAUAUUACGCAGGUGGUCUAACCGACUAUGAGUGGACAAACUGGGCCGGUCCCGAUGUGCUUCUUGGCGCUGGUGCGGAGAACUUCCUCGCGAGCGAGAAGACUCGUGAUUACUAUAAGCUCUUCGCUGAGAAGGGUUACAACGUGGCCUGGAACCACACCGCGCUGAACAGUGCCUCAAACGAGGAGAAGUUGUUGGGUGUUUUCCAGAAAUCUAACCUGGCUACUUGGCUUGAUCGCAACGUCUACCAGGCCAAUCUUUACAACCAGAGUAACUACCCCGACGGUUCAGGCCGUGACGCAGACGAUCUGCCCGGUCUCAAAGAUAUGACCCUCAAGGCGAUCGAUGUGCUAGACAAGCGACACAGCAAAGACGGCUGGUUCCUGAUGUCCGAGGCCGCCAGCAUUGACAAGCAGAUGCACUCUCUGGACUACGAUCGGACACUGGGUGAGCUUCUCGAACUCGACGAUACCGUGCGCGCAACAAUCGAGAAACUCGAGGAGAUGGGCCAGCUAGAAGACACCCUCAUCUUCGUCACAGCCGACCACGGCCACGGCUUCGACGUGACUGGCUCGGUUGACACGGAGUACAUGGAGGCGCAGAAGGAUGACCGCAGCAAGCGCAACGCUGUCGGAUAUUACGAAAACUCUGGUUUGUCGCAGUACACUGUCGCCGGAUCCAACGCCUUGCGGUACUCCGAAGGUGUCCACUUCCCUGCCCAAUGGGACCCGAGAUACACCCUGCACGCGGGUGCUGGCGCCUUCCCUGACCACCGGGAGGAUUAUCAGGUUCACAAAGACGGACCCCGCAAGCCUGCAGUGCAGGACAAGCAGCAUGGCUAUGUUGCUAAUUACAAGGAUGCAGUCAGUGGUUUCCUAAUCAAUGGAACCCUUCCCGUUGAUGCGGCGCAGGGUGUCCACUCGUUGACCGAUGUGCCGGUCUUUGCGCGCGGCCCGUGUCAAGAACUGUUCGGGGGUGUGUACAACUCGAUUGACAUCUUUUUCCACAUGGCGGAGUGCCUGGGAUUGUCAGAGACAAACGGACAUGGCAAGCCUAAGGGUGGAAAAUAG